This is a messenger RNA of Condylostylus longicornis, 5104 nucleotides long. Its product is annotated as homeobox protein 13-like. Gene Ontology annotation, molecular function: RNA polymerase II cis-regulatory region sequence-specific DNA binding; protein dimerization activity; DNA-binding transcription factor activity, RNA polymerase II-specific. Gene Ontology annotation, biological process: regulation of transcription by RNA polymerase II. NCBI's taxonomy places the organism in Eukaryota, Metazoa, Arthropoda, Insecta, Diptera, Dolichopodidae. The record is from RefSeq and is a predicted model, not a curated record. The transcript has 10 exons. Gene Ontology annotation, cellular component: transcription regulator complex; aryl hydrocarbon receptor complex; cytoplasm. The coding region runs from base 804 to 4583 and encodes 1259 amino acids.
ACAGUAAGUUAAGCCAGUAGUCGGUAUCCGCCUUUUAAAUGAAGAAGAUCGUUGCGUUGUGAAAAAUAUCGUACAAAUUUUAUAUCACAAAAAAUAGUUUCUAUAUAUAUACAACAGACUUUGCAUUUAAAAUUAAAAUACAUACAUAUAUUUUCCUAAAACAAAAAAUUAAUUGUAAAAAAAUAAUUCUAAAAAACUUAAAUUUAUAUAAAUAUCAAAAAAAAAAAAAAUACUUCAAAAACUAUUCAAAUAGAAAAAAAUUUAUACAUAAAACAAAAAAAGAAAAAAAAAUACUAAAAGGUUUCAAAAAUAGUAACAAAGUGGACUCAAUUUUAAUUUUUUUUUGUAAAAAUAUGGUAGUGUUAAAUAACUUAAAACAUAGUGUGAAUUCGUAUAUAUAUAUAUUGCUUAAAAUACACAAAAAUUAAAAAAUAUUUUUUAUGUAAAAUUAAUUAUUCUGGUCUGGUUUUCUCAAGACUGAUAAUGUGAAAGAAAGUAGUUAAUAAUUAAAAUAAUAAUGUAAUAAUUAAAAAAAUCAAUUAGAAUUGAUUGGGAAGUGUUAAAUUAAAAAAAACUUCCUUCACUCGCUUUAAAAUAAAAUAAGAAAAAAGUGUUUCAGCAAAAAAGAAAAAAAAAUUGCAUAUUUGAAAAGAAUGGAAAAUUAUUCUCUAUUGUUUUUGUAUCAAUUUUUAUAUGAAAUUGUAAGAAGAACUAAUAAAAUAACUUUAUUUUAAUAUUUAAAAGAAAAAUAAGUGAGAAAUUAUUAGAAAUAGAAAAUUAAAAACCAAAAUUUUUAAAAACAAAUGAGUAAUUUAUCAACAUCAAGUUUUUAUCAUAGUGUUGAUAACAACAGCACAUUAAUAUCCGAUGAAGAAAAUAAAGUUGAACCUCAUGAUGACGAAAAUGAUGAUGAUGAUGAUGUUGAUGCUGACGAUGAUGACAUGAGGGGUAAUAGAAAUGAUUUACCAUCUAUAUCAUCAUCAAAUGAAUUAGUAGAUUUUAAUACGGGUCCAUUAAAUCCUAAUUGUGUUACAACUGUAGCAAACACAAAUCAUAUAAAUGAUGAUAGUUGUAUAAAAAAUUAUCAAGAAAUCGGUUCAAUUGUAAAAUCAUCAUCAUCAAUUCAAGAAAAACAUCAUCAGCAACAACAACAACGGCAACAAAAACAACAUAGAAAACAGCAACAAUAUCAUCAACGUAAUUUACAAAGGGAUCAAAAACUACAACAACAACAACAACAUUAUCUAUCACAACCGACAACUUCAUUUUCACAACAAAUGUACAAAACAUCAUCAGAUGUAGGAGGUUUAAAUUUCUCUUCUUCCAAUUCUUCUUACAACAAUAAUAAUAAUUCAAUGCAAUCGUACUCAUCACAUCCAAAUUAUAAUAAAAGUCAAACGUACAAACAACAGCAACAGCAACAACAAAAUUAUCAAUCUAAUCAGAAUUAUUCAAAUAUGAUUAAUCCUAUUAAUGCUUUGCAACAUCAACAGCAUUUUGAACCUCCACCACAUCGAUAUUAUCAAGAACCAAUAUUUCGCCCACCACCAACAUCAGCAUAUUAUCAAAAUUAUUUUGCUCCACCAUCAAGACAAACUUAUGAUUAUGCUUCAAUAUAUGGUCAUCCACCUCGGUCAUUUGGACCACCCGGGAAUCCUAUGUAUUGGUAUUCUCAACAACAUCAUCAUCAUCAGGGCAAUUACGGUCCACCACCACCACCACCACAUUUUUCACAAGUUCCUCCUCAUUCUACUGUUUCUCAUUCUCAUCAACUACAUCAUUCGCAACAUUCUCAAUAUUUAGCACAAACUGUAGGAGGUAAUAUGGGUCCAACGUUUGGAAAUCCUCAACAUAAUGAACAAAUGAUGAAUGUUUUGCAGUUCUCCAACAGCAAUGGACGGGAGGCCAGAAAUAGAGCAGAAAAACAGCGUCGUGAUAAAUUGAAUGGUUCAAUUGCUGAUUUAGCAACAAUGGUGCCACAUGUCGCUGAAUCACCGAGACGUGUAGAUAAAACAGCAGUACUUCGUUAUUCAGCUCAUGGUUUAAGGUUGCGUUAUGUUUUUGGAAAAAUCUUGGAAUCAAAAAGUGAUGAAGAAUCUGGAACUGGUUUACUAUUAACAGAUUCUAUAACAAAAUUAUUAGAUGGAUUUUUGUUAACAGUUACAUGUAGGGGCCAGAUUGUAUUAAUAACACCCUCUGUUGAACAGCAUCUAGGGCAUUGUCAAACGGAUUUAUUUGGGCAAAAUAUACUUCACAUCACCCAUCCUGAUGAUCACCAAAUGUUAAAACAACAGCUAAUUCCAACAGAUUUAGAUCAACUCUUCGAUAUCCAAGAGGAUGAAAAUGGAGAACCAAGACCAAGAACACAGGAAGAAGAAAAUGAAAUCGAUAGACGUUUGUUGGCUGAUAAAAGAAAUUUUACUGUUCGAUUGGCAAGGGCUACGCCACGUAGUGAACCUGCGGCGUAUGAGAUAGUUAAAAUCGAUGGAUGUUUUAGACGUGCCGAUUCAGCUCCACGUGGUGUUAAGUCAAGUACGUUUCCUUCUGGUUUACAACUGAUUCGAAGAGCUCGUGGCAGAGACGAUUCUAUACCUUUGCCUAGUAUAAGUGCAAACGAUAUUGUUCUUGUUGCUAUGGUUCGCAUAAUUAAACCCCCUAAAAUAAUUGAUAGGCUACGUGAAGCAAAUAAUUUCGAAUAUAAAACGAGACAUCUCAUAGAUGGUAGAAUGAUAAUGGUAGAUCAAAGGAUAUCUCUUGUAGCUGGUUAUAUGACGGAUGAGGUAACUGGUUUAAGCCCUUUUACGUUUAUGCAUCAAGAUGAUGUCCGAUGGGUAAUUGUAGCUUUAAGACAAAUGUAUGACAGUAAUAGUUCUUAUGGUGAAUCUUGUUAUCGUCUAUUGACACGUACUGGACGUUUUAUAUAUUUAAGGACCAGAGGAUAUCUAGAAAUUGAUAAGAAUACAAAUCAAGUUCAUUCUUUUUUGUGUAUAAAUAGUUUGGUUAGUGAAGAAGAGGGUCGUCAGCGGUGUCAAGAAAUGAAAAAUAAAUUUUCAAUAAUAAUUAAUGCGAAUAUACCACCAUCUAAUACAGAUGGAUUGGCUGUAGAUAAUCCUCAGCAAUUAGAAAAAGCAGUAAUAUACCUUAUUGAAAAUUUACAAAAAACUGCCCGUGAAGUUGUUGAAGCUGAUGAUGAUGAAUAUUGCAAUGAAAGAGGUCAUUCGAACGAAAACGCUUUAGAUUGCAAAACAUCCAUUCAUGGUUGUGAUGGAAAUGAAUCUCCAAAAAAUACAGAGCGAUUAACAAAGUCGCCUCCGUUAACAUUAGUUCCGCCUAACACUUCGUCAAUAAAAUCUUCAAUAUCUAAAAGUGUUGCAGUUGUUAAUACAACAGCUGCCAAAAGUUUUAGAAUUAGUCGUGCUAAAAGCAAAUGCUUAUCAGAAAAAUCUAACAUAAAAGAUGAUAUAUCAUCUAUUGGUGAGGAUAGUAACAGUAGUAAUAAUAGCAGUAACCUUAAUCUAUUUGCAAAUGAUGUAGCUGUUAAAGAAGAAGAUCAAAAUGAUAAAACAUCAUUUCAUUUUAAUAAAAUUAAUCACAAUUGCGGUAAUAAAAAUUAUAAUAGUAAUGAAAAUAUUAGUAGUCUUAACAAUAACGGUAGUAGCAGUACUAAUAAAAGUUAUAAUGAAAAUGAGUCGAACUUUGAAAAUCAACAAAGAAAGCAACAAAAUAGUGAUAUAAAUAAUAUUUUAAUAAAAACCGAAAACAUUGAAUAUUUUAGUGAUAAUGAUAAUUUUAAUGAAAAUAACAAUCGCGUUCCACCAUUACCAAAAAACAGCGGUUAUUAUGAAAUAGAAAUAAUAAAUGAUCCUGCAAAUAAUUCAAAUUUUGGUGAUGCUAGUAAAAUAUUAAUGACAUCCAGAACAGAAUACAAAGUGGUUCAAUCACCUUCAACAUCUUUAUCGAAAUACGAUGAAUUAAAUAGAAAUAGAGAACAGCAGAAACAUCCCGAUUUAAAAAGAAUGAGAAAUACUUAUGAAGACAUAACAUUAGAUUCUUGCGAUAGUCCGUCAAGAAAACGUAUUGCGCUAAGCGAUAGUCCAUUAGGGAUAGAAAAUGUUAGUACUUCUUCAUUGGAUAAUGAUCAAAUGUUUAUGAACGCUACAACGGCAAUGCAAAGAACGUCUAAUCCACAAGAAGAUCUUUCUCAAUUACUACCUAGCUCAUUUAGUCAAAUUAAAAAUUCUCUAUCACAUAUAAAAACUGCCACAACAGAGCUAAAACGCCAAUGCAUCGCUUAUGCAGAUACUCAAAACCAACUAGAGGAAAUCAUAGAUGAACGUGAUAAACAAGAAGAACUUUUGGAAAAUAUUCAAAAUGAAUAUGAAGCUCAUUUAUUAGAACAUCAAGGAUUAGUGACUUCGCCAAUUUCAACAUCAGAUGGAAGUAUUUCAUUGUCACUAUCAAACGUUUUAAAAUCUUCCGAAUGUAAAUCUUCAACGACGACCGCAGCUAAAACAAACACCGUGAUAGAUUUUGAUACGGAUGAUAUUCUUCAACGAAAUAUUAACUUAACCAACACAAGAUAAACUUAAUAAGCCCCAGUUAUAAAAACUAAUCAUAACAAAAAAAAAAUAACAAAUGUGUGUGUGAAAUAGUCCCAAAAUAUUAAAACAUUUAUUAAGAAAGUUUCAAAACAAAAAAAGCAAAUUUAAAUUAUAUUUAUGUUUUUCAGAAUUUAUAAUAUAAGCAAAAAAUAAAUAAAAAAAUAAAGUUGAUAUUGUGGAUGGAAUUAUUGUAAAAUUGAAAAAAUCUGAUGUUGGAUUGAUGAAUGUCUCUAAGUAAUAUAAUAUUUGUAUUUAUUUAAAUCAUAUUGUGUAUACACAUGAUAAUAAAUAAGUAAUGUAGUUAAAUUUUAUAUAUAAUAGCAUAACAGGAAUAGGAUAAUUAAACUGGGGCAAUAAUAUUUUUAAAAUUAAGUUAUUUAACUAUUUUUAUUAUAGUUCUAAAUUUGUUAUAAUAAUUUUGCUAUAAUUUUUAUUAUUAUCAUUAUUACCACUCUUAUGAUUAUUAUUCUCAUUAUUAUAAUUAAUAAAAUUAUUUUUUUUUU